AAUGGAGCACGAGACAGCAAAAUCUUAUUUUGAAAACAUCUUCAUCCCACAGAAGAGGGCUGAGAAUGAUCCUAGCAAGUAUGAUAUAUCAUCCCUGAAUGCUCAAGACUACCAGUCCCCGAGAUGGUGGAGUUUGCGAUGGGGAUGGACAGCCUUCAUUCCCAGAUCUCCGCCUUUCUUUGGGCCGCUUUUUGGAUUCCUUGCACACACACCUCAUGUUUACCCCAUGAAAGAGCCUGAAGAAGGCUACAAGCUGCCUGUGUGGGUCAUUGAAGAAAUGGAGAGGUUGGAGGAAGAUUUAGCUCGUGCUAUUUGCUACCUGUGUGCUCAACUCAGGAUGGCCAUCAUCAAGCCCGUACUACCGUUUGCCUUUGGGUACAAGAAGCUUCACAAAACUGCCACUGCUGCUCUGCAUUUAUUCGAAAAGGCACAUGACUGGUACAUCAUCUGGAUGGGCAUGUUUUCGUAUGCUGUGGCCAGUGCUCAGACGGAAGAGAAUAGGUGGAAGGAGUACCCCCACCUUGCAAUUUUAGAGUGGACAAAACUUCUGUUUGAAUGGAAAUGUAACCCGGUCUGGCUGGACGCGCCCUCUGUGGAAUGGUGGUGUCAUUUUGGUAUUCCGGUCUGGUAUCCUUGGGAGGAGGAUUACCCCAAGAGCCAGCAUUUGUCAUUGUAUAGCCCCUUACCACACCAGAUGCAGGAAGCAGCAACUUUCCUUGUUGUUCAGCCAACAAUGGAACCUACCGCGAUCUCGGAAGAAGUGGAUGACAAUCUGAAUAUCGAGUCACUCCAGCAUACUGAUCAGAUGGCCGUAAUAUCAUCGGCUGAUGCCAGUGUUGAAAGGACUGUUGCUGCUGCCUCAUCUUUCAUCAUCGCUGAUCCAGGAUCUUCUGAGCCACGGACGUCAGAAUAUGUCACCUGGCAGGAAUUUUUUCAAUGCCGUGAGAAGGCCAACGAGGGCAUUAUGGAGAAUGAAACUGCUGAUGACAAGCAGAGGAGGCUCAACCGAGAGCAGCGUCCUCCUACCCGUAAGGUGAAGGUGUUCGAAUGGACUUACGAUAUCAACAGUCGACUUGUGCGCGAAGCUGUUCUAGGCAGGGACAAGAUCGAGAUUCUUCACAACUAUUCUUCAGCCCAGAUUCGAUAUGACUCUUUCCGAAACGAGUAUGAUGUUUGCGAGGAAUUUGGGCCUGGGCGAGAGUACGACUCAGAUGACGACGGAUCUGAUUACCCUGGUACCUAUGAAAUCACAGAGGAACAACUGAACGCUGCUGUCGCUUUGGACAUGGCUCAAAUUCCUGACUCCAACCCUCGGUUGCCACGUGUUGAGCACCAAGAUCAUGAAAGCCAUGUCUCUGAUUGGACCCUUGCAGCUCAGGAACUGUCCAAGUUAGUUAACUUGGAGCAAGGACAUGAUAUUUUUGAGGAGGAAAUUCUGGAAACAGUCUG
Messenger RNA from Cyclocybe aegerita, 1449 nucleotides. Lineage: Eukaryota; Fungi; Basidiomycota; Agaricomycetes; Agaricales; Hemipholiotaceae. The record is from the annotation of a GenBank genome assembly.